Rhododendron vialii is the source of this 1554-nucleotide messenger RNA. Its product is annotated as dof zinc finger protein DOF5.1-like. The coding region runs from base 172 to 1128 and encodes 318 amino acids. Gene Ontology annotation, biological process: regulation of DNA-templated transcription. The record is from RefSeq and is a predicted model, not a curated record. Gene Ontology annotation, molecular function: DNA-binding transcription factor activity; DNA binding. NCBI's taxonomy places the organism in Eukaryota, Viridiplantae, Streptophyta, Magnoliopsida, Ericales, Ericaceae. The transcript has 2 exons.
CAAUGCCCACAUAUAUAAAGCAUAAUAAAGCCUCUUCCUUUUGUUUGCUCCUUAUUCUCAUUCCACUCUCUCUCUCUCUCUCUCUCUCUCUCUCUCAACCCUCUUGUUGAUGUAAUUCUCCACUAUAUUCUCAACUUUUGCAAAAGAUAAAGCUCAUCAAGAAGCACAACCAUGGUGUUUUCCUCCAUUCCAGCUUAUCUUGAUCCUUCCAACUGGCAACAGCAACCAAAUCCUCAAGCUGGAGGUGGUAGCAAUGGAAACACUCAAUUUCCACCAAUAUCACCGCCUUCAUCAGGCGGUGGAACUGGCUCGAUCCGUCCUGGUUCGAUGGCCGACCGGGCGCGGAUGGCCAACAUACCCAUGCCAGAAGCAGCCCUAAAGUGCCCUAGAUGCGAAUCAACAAACACAAAGUUUUGCUACUUCAACAACUACAACCUCACCCAGCCGCGCCACUUUUGCAAGACUUGCAGGAGGUACUGGACUAGAGGCGGGGCCCUGAGAAACGUUCCGGUGGGCGGUGGUAGCCGCAGGAACAAGAGAAGCAAAGGAUCAAAUAGCAAAGGAUCGAAAUCUCCAGUCACCAGUACUGAUCAACAAACACGUAGUACUGAUUCCUCAACCAAAAGUAUGCCAAGCCUUCCACCACAACCGAGCUUCUUGUCGACUCUGAGUCAACUCACUGAGUUUGAUGUUGGUGAUCUUGGACUAAAUUACAAUGGGAUUUCAGCACCACCCUUGGUGGCAACAAGUGGCAUGAACUUCCUACUGGGAAAUAUUUCGCUUCGCGGUGGUGGUGGUUAUAUGCCGGUUGGGCCGGGUGUGGAGCAGUUGCAGCCACAACCAAUGACCUCUCUGGGGUAUGAACUUCCGGCCGGACUGUACCCCUUUCAAGGUGGUUUAGAGCCCUCCGGUUAUAUAGGUGGAGGCGGUGGUAACGCGGUUCCUGAUCAGCCCAAAUUGCCUGGCAGUUCAAUGAAGAUGGAAGAGAAUUCUAAAGUGUUGAAUUUGCCAAGGCCAUGGCAAGGAAAUGAUCAAUACUGGAGCAGCAGUACUGCUGGUAGUACCGUUGCAUGGACUGACGGCCUUUCUGGAUUUAGGUCUGCUGCCACCAGCAAUCUUAAUCCUUAAACUCGAUCGAUGCAUAUUGUCAAGCAUAUAUAUAGUGCCUUUUUACAGCCCAAGAUAUUAGUAGUUUACCACUACAUGAUCGAACAAAAUGAAAUCCACUCUUGAGAUUCAUAUCUAGCUAGGGUGGAAAUCCCAAAUUUACAACUCAGGCCAAGAUGGGGAUUUUUCGCGGUGGAAUGAGGCGUUGCUCCAAGAUCAACUGAUCAUGGAAACCCUAGAAAUACUAUUACGUCGUUCGUGCUUUUCGUUUCUUUUUUUUUUUCUUUUGGUUAUGUUUAAGCAUGUUAAUUUAGGGACAGAAAUGAUCGAUCAUCAAUUUGUGUACCAGUUAGUUAAUAUCGUAGUAGCUUUGGGAUCGAUCAAUGAUUUCCUUUUGUAAUUCUGAUCAGCUGAAAAAGGAAAUUAAUGCAGAUUUAAUUUUAUCUU